Molecule: messenger RNA, 396 nt
Organism: Protopolystoma xenopodis
Lineage: Eukaryota; Metazoa; Platyhelminthes; Monogenea; Polystomatidea; Polystomatidae
Source: the annotation of a GenBank genome assembly
AUGAUGUGUUAUACCUAUUUUGAGGAAUUAGAGCGGAUUCGUGAUCCGGAUGAAGAAGAUGCAUCGGACGAAGAUACUGAAGAGAACGAAAUUUCAGUUUCCCGUCGCUUCAGGGGACGCCAGUCGAACCAAUCGGCUUCUCGCACCGCAUCCUCUACAGGCACUUCUAGCCCUUCAAUUUCCUCACCAACCUCAACCUCCAAUAAGCGCCAAAUGGCGCCUAAGCUCUCAUCCAGUCCUCUUUCUGGUCAUAACCAGUCGCUACCAAGGCAUCAAAAACCAGUGCAAUCGCAAGCAAUGACUGUAGCGGAGAGAAAACGACAAUUAUCCGCGUCUGCGGCUUCUGGCUCUUCAAAAGUAUUGCCAGACAAACAAGACUCCCCGGUAUCUUCUACU